This is a messenger RNA of Fusarium subglutinans, 825 nucleotides long. RefSeq lists its product as uncharacterized. NCBI's taxonomy places the organism in Eukaryota, Fungi, Ascomycota, Sordariomycetes, Hypocreales, Nectriaceae. The record is from RefSeq and is a predicted model, not a curated record. The transcript is spliced from 3 exons. The coding region runs from base 1 to 825 and encodes 274 amino acids.
AUGUCAGUUCCUGCGGCAUGGCCUUCGAGCCCGGCGAAACUCACGCUGGAAGCUUGGUCGCAAGGCUGUAUGAUUGGCGCUUUGAUCAUCAUGAUCGGUAUCACCUUAGCUAAUAUGCGACGCGGUGUCAUGUUACAUAAACUUAUCUUGAUCGAGGUGAGCAUCUUACCCAGUAUCGCCUUCAAUAGACUAUCAUCUCACAAAAUUUCCAAGCUCCUUCUGGCGAUGCCAAAUGGUUUCUUUACCUUUUUCGAUCCUCCGACCUGGGGAUGGUAUCUUUCCUCGACUGUUAUUUUCCUUAUCAUCUCAUGGAAUCUACACAACGUCAUCGCCUGGAUGAAGAAUAAGCCCUUCCUCUCAAAAAGGAAUAAUGCUAUAUAUAUUGGCAGCAUCAUACUAGUCCAACCUUACUGGGUCCUUGAGAUCUACGCCAACUUCACGUACUUCAACACUGCUAAUACCCAUCUUUUCUCCUCAACCCGACCGCUUGAGGCUGUCUGCCGCGAUCCCUGGUGGAUCUUUACCGCCAUCAACCUUUUUUGGAACAUUAAAUACCGUUAUGAGUUCAAACCUCUGGAGAUCAUCCGUAUAUCCCCUCGGUUCGGUCUUUUACUGUUGAGCAUGUCUCUCAGUAUCAUCUUCAUCAUUGUUGACCUUCUCUCCGUUACGCCUGUUAUCCCAAUCGGUGUUAUCAAUCCAUUUUGGAAGUUUGCAUUUAUCUUCAAAUGCUUCACCGACACGAUCGUUCUAGACGACUUCAAGACCGCACUGGAUAAGCUGAAUCCAACACCAGAUGCCGAGGCCAGGCAGGGAAGUCUUCUAUGA